Colletotrichum spaethianum is the source of this 1986-nucleotide messenger RNA. Its product is annotated as F-box/WD repeat-containing protein 7. The coding region runs from base 1 to 1986 and encodes 661 amino acids. NCBI's taxonomy places the organism in Eukaryota, Fungi, Ascomycota, Sordariomycetes, Glomerellales, Glomerellaceae. The record is from RefSeq and is a predicted model, not a curated record. The transcript is spliced from 5 exons. Gene Ontology annotation, molecular function: protein binding.
AUGACGCUCAACACCGGCGGAGCCUCUAGUAGUACAAGGCUUGAGAAGAUGCCCCAGCGACCAGGACACAUGAGAGGUCCUCCGACGCCCAGCAUGACCACUCCUGCUGCAGACUUCGAUCAGCAGUUGACCGGCUCGCCGCCUCCCCCGCCCACGCCAGCAGCCUCUCCCGGCCCCUCGCACCGUCAACUCGACUGGAGCGAUGCCGCGGACGACGAAGAUUUCUUUCUGGCCAAAGUGCGCCAUCACUUUAAAAACUCUGGUGGUCCUCACCGUACCCGUCUCUUGGCCGACCUCCUGAACAUGUGCACAAGUCAACAGCUGAGCUUCGUCCAUCAGUUCGUCAGUCCUUUACUCAAAAAGGAUCCGUUCACGAGUCUUCCGGAUGAGCUGUGCCUACGCAUUCUCUCCUUCAUCGACGACCCCAAGGUCUUGGCUCGUGCCUCACAAGUAUCCCGGAGGUGGCGGGACUUGUUGAGCGAUGAUAUGACGUGGAAAAAUCUUUGCGUAAAGCAUGACUACGGCAGGCGUCUGUCCGAGGUCUCGACAUCGAUGGGAAGUGGCUCGCGACCUGGAGCUCAGCCUUUAUGGGGGGAUGACUACGCCAGCAGCAGUUUCCCGGGCGCUCUGCCAAUGACGGCUCAUGCUUCAGGGUCUCGCAGCCUUGACGGCGCCAGUAAUGCGCGGCCCAAGAUGAGAUCAUACAAGUCGCAUUUCAAGCAACGGUAUCUUGUGGAGGCAGCCUGGAGAUCUGGCGGUACCAGCACUACUAGGAACAUCACUCAAGAGGGAGGGGUUGUUACGAGUCUGCAUUUGACGUCCAAGUACAUCAUCGUCGCUCUUGAUAACGCCAAGAUCCACGUGUUCGAUACAAAGGGCAACCAGCAGCGCACUUUGCAGGGCCAUGUCAUGGGCGUAUGGGCCAUGGUCCCUUGGGACGACAUUCUGGUCAGUGGUGGAUGCGAUCGCGAUGUGCGAGUGUGGAACCUGGCUACGGGAUGCAAGUUUGGAAAUGCUAACAUGGACAGUGCCUGCCUUCACACACUUCGUGGCCACACAUCAACAGUUCGCUGCUUGAAAAUGUCUGAUGCAAACACGGCGAUAUCGGGCUCGCGCGAUACGACGCUUCGAGUGUGGGAUAUUCGGACCGGGUUGUGCAGAAAUGUGCUUGUUGGCCAUGGUGCCAGCGUCCGAUGCCUCGAAAUCAAAGGGGACAUUGUUGUCUCUGGCAGCUACGACACCAUGGCCAAGGUUUGGAGUAUUUCGGAGGGCCGCUGCAUUCAGACGCUUCAGGGUCACUUUAGCCAGAUUUAUGCCAUCGCCUUCGACGGCAAGAGAGUGGUGACUGGCAGCCUGGAUACCAAUGUUCGAAUCUGGGAUCCGAGAACAGCUGAGUGCUUGGCCAUCCUACAGGGUCAUACGUCUCUUGUUGGCCAACUGCAGAUGCGCGGAGAUACUCUCGUGACUGGCGGCUCCGAUGGUUCAGUACGAGUCUGGUCAUUGGAGAAGAUGUGUCCCAUUCAUCGACUUGCUGCGCACGAUAACAGCGUGACCAGUUUGCAGUUCGACGAUACACGGGUCGUCAGUGGUGGCAGUGAUGGCAGAGUCAAGAUCUGGGACUUGAAGACAGGCCACCUUGUUCGUGAGCUUAUUGCUCAAGGCGAGGCUGUCUGGAGGGUAGCUUUUGAAGACGAGAAGUGCGUGGCGCUGGCUUUGCGGCAAAACCGUACAGUGAUGGAGGUUUGGUCGUUCUCUCCCCCUGAGGAUGUUCUGUAUGACCGUCCAUUAUCUCUUCAACAGCGAGUCUUGCAAGAGGCACCCCAUCGGCCGAUGAGUGCCAUGCAGCUCGAUUACAGACAAUCGCAACCGGCAGUCGCAGGUCCUAGUCGAGAAGCCGCCGGAAGCCAGGAUGUCGACAUGAGAGACGCCGGCCCAUCCACGGCCCCACUCCAGGGCGGUAACAAGACUUUCUUCCACGACGACUGA